Lactuca saligna is the source of this 666-nucleotide messenger RNA. The record is from the annotation of a GenBank genome assembly. Lineage: Eukaryota; Viridiplantae; Streptophyta; Magnoliopsida; Asterales; Asteraceae.
AUGAAGAGGAAGGGGAAAGAAGCAGAGACGAUGCUCAACACUGGCGUUCCCUCCACGCUGCUUACCUCCGACCAUAGGAGACGACCCUCAUCCCCGAUUCAGGUUCCUCGUCGAUUGCAAUUGAUUCGCUUGAUUAUGAGAAUGAUAAUCCAGGAUUCCCGUUGGUUCAAACAAAAAUCAAUGAUUUUUUUCGCAUCCAGAGAUAUAUGCAAGAAAAGGAGGCAAAAAAAUUGCAUAGCGGCAUCAAAGAAGAGAAGGAGGCUGUUACCAUAUAGUCCAAGUGAGGAUCCUGCAAGAAGACUAGAACAAAUGGCAUCACUUGCCACAACAUUGACAACUAUAGAAGCUGAGUUCAGUAAUGUGCUCACAUAUAUUCAUGGCAUGGCUCUUAGGUCACCUAAUCGUCCUGCUUAUGAGAAAGAGGGGAUGCAAGUUUUAUCAAGAGAAGACACUGAGGCCUUCAAUCUGUGCAAGAGCAUGAUGAGGAGAGGGGAAUGCCCUCCACUUAUGGUUGUUUUUGAUCCUGUAGAAGGAUUCACCGUAGAAGCUGAUAAAUGUAUCAAAGACUGGACAAUAAUCACUGAAUAUGUUGGAGAUGUUGAUUACUUACAGAGUCGGGAAAAUGAUGAUGAAAUCACUAAUUCCAAUUCUAUUGGAAUGGAAUGA